UGGGCACCUUAGGGUGGGAAGAUUGGCUUAUCUUUUGGAGUUCUUUUAUAAAUUGCUUUUAUUGAAUUUGAAAUGGAUAUCAGAAGCUCCCAUUCUUUGUAAACUAUAUGGUAAACUAUAAAAGCAAACUUUUGGAUUUGGAACUUGGAACUGUUUUCAUCAAAGAUGUAAAACCGCUAAGUAUUAGUUUGUAAUUGGCCAGACUUGGGGGUAGAAUAUGGCCCUUCGAUGAUCCUCGACCCCAGCUUUGUUUCCCUCUACUUUUUCUUCAUUUCAGAGAAGAGAUAAGCAGUCAACUUUUAUUUUCAAUGUGUAAGAUCUAUUUCUUCCACUAACCUGUGAAAUUAAUCUUUUGUUGUUGUUGCCAAAUAAGUUGGCAAUAGGUAGGUGCUGGAACAAAGUUUUUCAUCUUUGCUUACACACUGAAAUGUGCAUACUCAGAUGCAUUCAUGUGAAAACAGCUUUGCUUGGAAGAUCUGAAACCAAGUUCUUGCUUUAGGGUUAGCUAACAGUCUAAUAGGGCAGUCUAUAUGCAUAAAUAACAAUAAUGCGUGCUGUUUUUGAAAAAUUCAUGUUUCUUUCUGAAUUUUAUCCCUACUUAAAAAAAAUAACGUUGAACGAAUAGUAAUAUGACUUUUGGAGUAACUCAGUACAAGGCUUUGCUGUUCAUGUAUUUGUAAGAAACUUUAUGCUAAUGUCAAAGAAAAAUGAACCAGUGUAGUUGCAUAGGGAGGAAGGAAGGAAGGUAGGGCCACACGUACUUCCUGGUGUCUUGAAAUCGGAGCUUCAGAUGCAAUGUGGUGUUCUUUCUCCCUCCCCUUCCCUCUCUCCCUCCCAUCUUGUGACUGGUGAGCUGAGCCCUUUCUCCAACUGUACAUGAUUUCCCAGUGAACUGGUGGGUGUAUUUUCCAACAUACAUUAGUCACCCGACUUAAGCCUUCAGUUCAUAUCCUUAUAACAGAUUGUGUUUAAAAUCUUAACAGGUUUCUCACCUUUUAGGGUUCAGACUUACUAUCCACUUAGAGUCUGUGACCUUUACUUUUGGCAAGCUUCCAAACAGCUCUUUGGCGGAGACCCUGUCCACUUUAUUCUUGCAUUCUUUGGUGGUGGAGGACCAGAGAUCACUUAGGUAACCCGGGGGGGCGGGGGUGGGGGGGUGUUGGGAGUGGGGUAGGGCAGCGCACCUUCUCGGAUGCUCAAGCCAAGACCCUGACUUACCCGGUAACCCCGCCCCCCAGUUGGGGUAGGUUAGAGAGCGUUUGGCUUUUGAGGGCUGGCGAAAGUAAGUAACACAUCUUACUUACAUCUUUGUGAAACGAAGAUAGUUCCAAGCAACCACCUUGUAAAUGAACCGUCAGAGUUCAGCCUAUCUGUAUAGGAGAUACUGCAGGCCACGAUCCUUGGCUUUGUGAGCAGUUUGUAAUGUAGCCAGUUUUAUUCCCUCCCCCGCAAGAAGUGUUUUAAUCAUAGUAAGGACGAAAAAACGCUGCUGCAAUAUGUGACAAAAAAUGUUUUAAAGCAUGGCACGUUUUGUCCCCCCAUAAUUUUGUCAUAAGGUGUCCAGGCGUUUCUUUGGAAGCUAGAUGACACUGUCAGUAAACGCCGAAAUAACAGCUGUCGCUUGAACCGACCGGUGUUACUUCCCGGUGGGGGUGAGGCCCAGUCUCGCCCGCGUUCUGUGCGGGCGGGGGGCUUGUUGGCGAACAGUGGGGUCUGGGCUCCGCGGGGCGGGGCCGCCGGGGGGCGGGACGAGUCGGGGGCGGGGCCGCCCGUCAGCCGCUAGUGCGCAUGGGCAGGCGUCCUCUCCCCUGCUGGCUGACCCCUUCAAUUUUCGCCGUUGUCCGAAACGCUGCGAAGGCUGUUACCUGAGCGCUAACGGUCGCAGGCAUGGCCGAUGAAAAAGGUUUCCUGAGGGGAGACGUAGAGAAGGGAGAGGAGCCGGUGGUGACCAUCACCGGUAGUGCGUACUCUGGGAAGCAGGCGGGGGAGGAGGAGGAGGAGGAGAAGGAGGAGGAGUCCAUGAAGGUGGAAGUGGAGGCGGGGGCAGAUGCCUGCUCUGACGACCUCAGCUGUGGGGAGGCCGACAUCGACCCUAGCCUGCUGGAGCUUGUGGACGAGGAGAAAUGCCGGAGUAUCCGCAGGCAGUACCGGCAGCUCAUCUAUAGUGUCCAGCAGAACCGUGACGACAUAGUGAACACGGCGAGCGACUCCUUAACCGAGGCUCUCGAGGAAGCCAACGUCCUGUUUGAUGCAGUGAGUCGGACAAGAGAAGCGGCUCUCGACGCUCAGUUUCUUGUUUUGGCUUCUGAUUUGGGUAAAGAAAAAGCAAAGCAGCUAAACUCUAACAUGAGCUUUUUUAAUCAAGUGGCAUUUUGUGACUUUCUGCUUGUAUUUGUGGGUCUAAACUGGAUGGAGGAUGAUGAUCGUGAUGCCUUGAGUGACUGUGAUGAUAACACAGCUCUUUCCUUCUGGGGGGCAGUACAAAAGGAAGCAACGUCGUGGAUGCUUCGAGCUGAUACGUUCCACUUUAUUUUUGGUUCAUUCACAUCAGAGGCUUCCGCGAGAAAGCCCCGACUUGAGCACCGGAAGAAAGUUCACAAAAUGGAAGAAAAUGGGGAUAUGCCUACAAAGCUGAGGAAGCUGGACCUGAGUAGUAAUCAAGAAGCGACCGAAAAAGAAGUUGAAAGAAUCUUGGGAUUGUUGCAAACGUACUUUCGAAAGUAUCCUGAUACUCCUGUGUCCUACUUUGAGUUUGUGAUUGACCCGAACUCCUUCUCUCGUACUGUGGAGAAUAUAUUUUAUGUUUCUUUCAUUAUAAGGGAUGGUUUUGCAAGAAUAAGGCUUGACCAAGACAGGCUGCCAAUAUUGGAGCCAAUUAAUAUUAACCAAGUGGGUGAGGGAAAUGAUCCCAGUUCCCAUGGCAGGAAACAAGGAGUUAUAUCUUUGAGUUUACAGGACUGGAAAAAUAUUGUGGCAACUUUUGAAAUUUCAGAGGCUAUGAUCCAAACUCGUACUAAAGAUUUUUGUUUUUAGUGUAGGAUACAUUUUGUGGUUUUUCUAAAGCAUAUCAAAAUGGAGAGUAAAAUCCAAACAAGCACAUAUUGUAUUUCUUGUAAAGUGAAAAAGUAUUUUCAAGAACAUGAGAAAUUGUUUUGUUGUGCACUGUGUUUUUCUUGGUAGUUUAUAAAGUUGUCACGAUCUUUUAUAUUGCUAAAAAAAAUUUCAGUGGCAUGUUCCUGGAAAAAUUUUUUUGACUGCUCCUUAAAACUUUAAGAAUAAAAGUUCUGAAUGCCAUAAAUUAGAAGGUAUUUGAUAAUUU
Messenger RNA from Hippopotamus amphibius kiboko, 3319 nucleotides. It is a transcript of the gene EID3, whose product is annotated as EP300 interacting inhibitor of differentiation 3. The coding region runs from base 1888 to 3033 and encodes 381 amino acids. The record is from RefSeq and is a predicted model, not a curated record. Gene Ontology annotation, cellular component: nucleus; Smc5-Smc6 complex. Gene Ontology annotation, biological process: DNA repair. The transcript has a single exon. Lineage: Eukaryota; Metazoa; Chordata; Mammalia; Artiodactyla; Hippopotamidae.